AUGUCUGCAGAGCCCGAUCACACUCACGAGAAGAAAAGGGUCAACCUUCAGGACGCCUCUGGCGCCGAGAAGAAGGAUGAGCUCGACACUUCUACUGCUAUUCUCAAGAAGAAGAAGAAGCCCAACUCACUCAUUGUGACCGACGCCGUCAACGAUGAUAACUCCGUGAUUGCUCUCUCCAACAACACCAUGGAAACUCUCCAGUUGUUCCGCGGUGACACAGUUCUGGUUAAGGGCAAGAAGCGCAAGGACACCGUGCUGAUUGUUCUGGCCGAUGAUGACCUUGAUGAUGGAAGUGCUCGCAUCAACCGUGUCGUUCGACACAACCUGCGAGUGAAGCAUGGUGAUAUCAUCACAGUUCACCCUUGCCCCGAUAUCAAAUAUGCUAAGCGCAUCGCGGUUCUCCCCAUCGCCGAUACCAUCGAGGGUCUGACUGGCUCCCUCUUCGAUGUUUACCUUGCCCCAUACUUCCGCGAGGCCUACCGACCUCUCCGCAUCGGUGACACAUUUACCGUUCGUGGAGGUAUGCGACAGGUAGAAUUCAAGGUCGUUGAAGUCGAUCCCCCAGAGUACGGCAUUGUCGCUCAAGAUACGGUCAUUCACUGCGAGGGCGAACCCAUCCAACGAGAGGAUGAGGAGGGUAACUUGAACGAGGUGGGCUAUGAUGAUAUUGGUGGCUGCAGAAAGCAGAUGGCUCAGAUCCGCGAGUUGGUCGAGCUGCCUCUUCGUCACCCACAACUUUUCAAGUCCAUCGGUAUCAAGCCUCCCCGUGGUAUCUUGAUGUACGGCCCUCCCGGUACUGGUAAGACUCUCAUGGCCCGUGCGGUGGCCAACGAGACCGGUGCUUUCUUCUUCCUGAUCAACGGUCCUGAGAUUAUGUCGAAGAUGGCCGGUGAGUCCGAGUCCAACCUUCGUAAGGCGUUUGAGGAGGCGGAGAAGAACUCCCCCGCCAUCAUCUUCAUUGAUGAAAUCGAUUCUAUCGCCCCUAAGCGUGACAAGACCAACGGUGAAGUCGAGCGCCGUGUCGUCUCCCAGCUCCUGACUCUCAUGGACGGUAUGAAGGCUCGCUCCAACGUUGUUGUCAUGGCCGCGACCAACCGUCCCAACUCCAUCGAUCCUGCUCUCCGCCGUUUCGGCCGUUUCGACCGUGAGGUUGACAUCGGUAUUCCCGACCCUACCGGUCGUCUCGAGAUCAUGCAGAUUCACACAAAGAACAUGAAGUUGGGCGAUGAUGUUGACUUGGAGACUAUCGCUGCCGAGACCCACGGUUACGUCGGUUCCGAUUUGGCCUCCCUGUGCUCAGAGGCUGCCAUGCAGCAGAUUCGUGAGAAGAUGGACCUCAUUGAUCUCGACGAGGACACCAUCGAUGCCGAGGUCCUUGAUUCCCUGGGUGUCACCAUGGAGAACUUCCGCUAUGCCCUCGGUGUCUCCAACCCCUCUGCUCUCCGCGAGGUUGCGGUUGUCGAGGUGCCUAACGUCCGUUGGGACGACAUUGGUGGCCUCGAGGAGGUCAAGCGCGAGCUCAUCGAGUCCGUGCAGUACCCCGUCGACCACCCCGAGAAGUUCCAGAAGUUUGGUCUUUCACCGUCUCGUGGUGUUCUCUUCUACGGUCCUCCUGGUACUGGUAAGACCUUGUUGGCCAAGGCCGUUGCCAACGAGUGCGCUGCCAAUUUCAUCUCUGUCAAGGGUCCUGAACUCCUGAGCAUGUGGUUCGGUGAGUCCGAGAGCAACAUCCGCGAUAUCUUCGAUAAGGCUCGUGCUGCUGCUCCCUGUGUUGUCUUCCUCGACGAGUUGGACUCUAUUGCCAAGUCCCGUGGUGGCUCUCAGGGCGAUGCUGGUGGUGCCUCUGACCGUGUUGUCAACCAGCUUCUGACUGAGAUGGACGGUAUGACCUCCAAGAAGAACGUCUUCGUCAUCGGUGCCACCAACCGUCCCGAGCAGCUUGAUGCUGCCUUGGUCCGUCCCGGUCGUCUCGAUACCCUCGUCUACGUGCCACUGCCCGAUCAGGCUUCUCGUGAGUCUAUUCUCAAGGCUCAGCUGCGGAAAACUCCUGUCGCUCCCGAUGUCGAUAUGGCUUUCAUUGCCAGCAAAACUCAUGGCUUCUCCGGUGCCGAUCUUGGCUUCGUCACUCAGCGUGCCGUCAAGCUGGCUAUCAAGGAGGCUAUCUCUCUCGAUAUCGAGCGCACCCGUGCUCGUGAGGCCGCUGGUGAGGACGUGACCAUGGGAGAGGGUGAGGUUGAGGAGGAGGACCCCGUCCCCGAGUUGACGCGUGCCCACUUCGAGGAGGCCAUGAAGACUGCCCGUCGUUCAGUCAGUGACGUUGAGAUCCGACGCUACGAGGCAUUUGCUCAGAGCUUGAAGAACUCUGGCGGUAGCAGUUUCUUCCGUUUCCCAUCUGCUGGUGAGGUGCAGAACAACGACACCUUUGGCGAAGCUGGUAACGAUGACAGCCUUUAUGACUGA
Molecule: messenger RNA, 2463 nt
Organism: Penicillium diatomitis
Lineage: Eukaryota; Fungi; Ascomycota; Eurotiomycetes; Eurotiales; Aspergillaceae
Gene: cdc48
Product: AAA family ATPase CDC48
Exons: 6
Coding region: 1-2463 (820 amino acids)
Biological process (GO): autophagosome maturation; retrograde protein transport, ER to cytosol; mitotic spindle disassembly
Cellular component (GO): nucleus; cytosol; VCP-NPL4-UFD1 AAA ATPase complex
Molecular function (GO): ATP binding; ATP hydrolysis activity; polyubiquitin modification-dependent protein binding
Source: RefSeq, a predicted model, not a curated record